UCCAUCCUCAGAGCCAGCAGGGACUGGCCCUGCCAGACAUGGUGGAAGUUUCCAGCAGCUUCCCACAGAAGCCACCUCCGUGGCCCCCCUGGGUACAAAAACCAGGCUGUGCAAAACCAACACACUGCUGAACUGCAGAAGUAGAUUCACAGCACAGGUAGCCACGAGUCCCAAGGGGAAGGAGUUCAGUUUGCUUUCUGUCACAACAGAACUUCAGACUCAGAGGCUUCCUGGUGAAAACAGCCUCCAGCUGUACCUUGGUGGCUUCAGCAGCAGUUUUGGCUUACUUGCCAGAGCUCAGCAUUCUGUACUUGACUGACAUAAAUCUUACAUGUACUCUGCCCUGAUGCCUGUGAAGAUUCACCUCCUCAGGGAGACCAGGGUGUUACCAAACCCAUGAAAGUACAGGGACAAAUCUAGUGAUUGCUGCUACUGCCACAACUGCAUGGCCAGAGCCUCCUCCCACCAGGGAAGAGAUUCUGUUUGCACCUGUCUAGAAGCAGCUCAAUUGCUGGUCAGACUUUCAGAGAAGUCUCUUCAGGAUUUCCCCUUCCUGUUCCACCUACCCAACGGAUGUGAAAAAUGAUCACAGAAACCUGCCAUUAAAUGGAGCAAAAUGACUUCUGGACAUCAGGACAAGGAGAUCUCUGCUCAGAGACCAUUAGUUGUGGGCAAAAAAACACUCAGUGUAGGCUACAAAAGAGAGACAAGUGUGUGUCUGGGGACACUGGGGCAAGGAGGCUGGCAUCAGUGUGAAGUGCACUUGUGAAGGCCAGGGAGUGUCAGAAUAAAGAGAAAAUACAACAGCGUGUCUCCACAGGGGUGAGAGGGAGAGGAAAGAAAACAAGCAGACAACUCCAAAGUGCUGUCUGGUGAAAUGUGUUCAGUUCCAGAGGACAACGAAGCUUUGCAGAGGUAGGGACAGAAUAUUUUACCUGCUCAAGUGUCCUCCUGAAGUCAGGUUUGAAUUUAUUACUUUGUAUUCUCUUCUUUCAGGGUUGCAACUACACAGUGCAGAUAUUCCAGGCUCUUCUCUGAGUUGUGACAACUGUUCCCGUCCUGUAAUGGCCUGCUGGGCAUUCAGAGAGGAAAUUAUGGGAGCUGGUGGCACAUGAACAUUAGAAGGGUGUUAGAAACAACACAUCAGGGAGAGUGAGCAGGCCAGCAGUGAUCAGUGCUAAGCCAUUUCUCCUCCAAGAAACACCAAGGAGGGCAGUGCCAGGAAAGAAGAGGCAGCGGGGGUGAGGUGGUGAGGGUGUGACGGGACAGGAGGCACGGAGAAACGGGGACAAGAGGCACCGAAGAGGGGACGCGGGAACAGUGAAACAAAAGAUUUUCCAGAGAUCACUUGAACUAACAAAAUGAAUGUAUCAAAAAUAAAUGUAUAAAAAAAGAAUGUAUCAAAAAUGAAUAUAUCAAAAAUGAAUGUAUCAUGUUUGUAGAAUCAUGUGUUAAAUUUUAAGAAACCUCUGCACAGAAAGGCAUAGGAAAGAAAAACAAAGAUCUCUAAAGCUUCUUGCAAAAAGACAAAUACCAGAAAAGACCAAGAAUGCCAAGACUUCAGACAAGGAAGCCCUAUGUCUCCAACAUGUCAAGGAUGAUGAACUUAUCCAGAUAGGAGAGCAAAGGACCAAAAGCGCAAGCGCAGAGGAGAAGAGUUCAACAGUUCAAUGCAGAGGAAGAUGAUGAUCUGAAGCUCAAAAACCACCAGGGAUCCCCAUAAAAGCCCCCACAAAGAACUACGCAUGCCCAGAAGGGCGUGGACCUAUUUAGCAUGAGAAGCGAAGACAGGCGGGGCCAGGGGUUGAAUAUGCAUAGAAAAGUCGUGUAAUAUAUUGCAUAUAGAACACCCUUGUGAAUAAAGUCGGGGGGCAAACUUCAGCUCGGGGCACAAGAUUUCGGAGAGUUAUCUCACUUGUGCCGGGCGCUGUCAUACAUACCCACUUCAUAACUACCUCGAGUUGUGGAGUCUAUUUAUUUAUUCCGCACAUCGCUUCAGCAGGAGGCACCGUGGGCCGGGCGGGACUGGGUGAGACAGCGGGGCUGAGGCGGAGGAACGCGGAGGCACCGUGGGGCUGUCUGUCGGUGAGGAGGGGGCCGGGCAGGAGCUCCGGGCCCGGCGGCGGCUCCGCGGCCGGGCGGGCGGAGCGGGGCCGCGCUCGGUUUGUUGUGGUAACGGCCGCCAUGGCGGCGCGGCCGCCGCUGCCCGACUCGGUGCUGCUGCGGGUCUUGGCGCUGCUGCCGCUGCGGGACCGGCUGCGAGCGGCCAGGGUCUGCCGGCGGUGGCGGCAGCUGGCGCAGGACCGAGCGCUGUGGACACAUGUGGAUUUGAGCCCUCACCGGAUCAGCCGCCGCACGCUGUGGCAGCUGCUGCGCCGCCGCCUCCCCGCCGGCCUCUGCACGCUGCGGCUGCGGGGCGCGUCCCGCUCCCGCCGCAAGCAGCGGCUCCUCUCGCCGGCGCUGCUGGCCGCCCUUCGGGAGCGCUGCCCGCAGCUGCACCGCCUUUGCCUCACCGAGACCGACCUCCGCCGUGUCCCGUACCACAGCAUGCCCGCCUCGGUCACCACGCUGGAGCUGAGCCUUUGCGACAUCCCCGAUGCCUGGUUCUGCGUUUCCCCUUCGGUGCCACCGCCACAGAGCCACUUGAAGACGCUGAGCCUUUGUGGCACCUACCGUGUCACUGAUACGGGGAUCCAAGCAGCAGCUCCACACCUGGAAGAGCUUGAACGCCUGACUCUGCGGCACUGCAUCAUCGGUGAUGCUGCCAUGGUGUUCAUCGGGCGCCACAUGAAGCAGCUGCGCUACCUGGAAAUCAGCAAUGCCUACUUCCUGACAAACAGGGGGCUGGGUGCUAUUGUGGCACUGGAGCGCCUGGAGACCCUGUGCCUUGACCUCUACGAUUUGGUCUCCCUUGGUACUGUUAUCGCUUUGUUGCAAGUGCUGCCUCGCCUGAACCACCUCAAAUUAGGUGGAACUUGCUUUGAAGAUGAACUCCUCGGUAAAAUUCAGGAGAAUUUUCCACAUUGCACCAUAUCUCACAGGCUGUGACAGCCUGAAGUGCUAUUCUUCCUUAGUACACCUGAAGUGCUCCUUUUCCUGUAGCUUUGGGACAGAAUUCCCAUUGGCCUUAAAAUAUUACAGUUUUUUCACAUAAAUAUGUUACAGAGUUUGUCAUGUAAAUAAGGUUUUUAACAAGCUUUUGGUAGGAUUCCCCCCUCCUUGUUUUCCAUGGAUCAGAGGAAUAGGAAAGCUGGGAAGCACACCCAGCCUUUGGGAACCCCGCUGACCAAAAACUGGGGUGAUGACAAGUUUAAGCUCUGUCUUCUCCUCUUUCUCCACUGCCGAAGGUUAGGCUGCAGCUUAAUGAGUGCAGAAUUCAAGGAGUGAAGUGAAGCACCAAUCUGUUACAGAAAAAACAGACCUGGCAGCCAAAACAUCACAAUUACCAAUUCCUUCUCUUUUCCUUCAAAUUCAGAUCUUCAAGUCACUUGUCAGACUGGUCAUGAGGAUCCCUGAACACCUGGUCCCAAGAGCCACACAUCCUGUUUGCCCCCAGGCAUUGCUGGGGCUGCUGUUACCUCUGGUUUUGCUGGUAACAUCCACGUUUUCUUACCACCUUUUAUUGUCUGUGUUCGCAUCAUCUUCCUCCCCCAUCCCCCAGUAUCCUAACACCAGAUAACCACCUAAAUGUUAGUUGUUAUUCUUAAUUUUUAGUCGAUAUUUUAAAGCAAAUAUUGUAUUUAUUUUAAGAAACUUGCAAGCUUUUAAUUUUCA
Messenger RNA from Taeniopygia guttata (zebra finch), 3774 nucleotides. RefSeq names its product F-box and leucine rich repeat protein 12 (gene FBXL12). Lineage: Eukaryota; Metazoa; Chordata; Aves; Passeriformes; Estrildidae. The record is from RefSeq and is a predicted model, not a curated record. Gene Ontology annotation, molecular function: protein binding.